Acaulospora colombiana is the source of this 1362-nucleotide messenger RNA. The record is from the annotation of a GenBank genome assembly. NCBI's taxonomy places the organism in Eukaryota, Fungi, Glomeromycota, Glomeromycetes, Diversisporales, Acaulosporaceae.
GCGGUAUUAUAUCCUUCUACAUUAAUUUAAUGGAGUGGAAUCACGUAAAAGUAAUUGCACGCGUACACAAUAAUCCCUUCUCCUCUUCGCAACUACCAAACAAUGUUUCGUGUGGCACUGACGAAAAUGGAGAAUACAUUGAAGUAAUAAAAAACCCGGCAGCAGUGGCUCAAACACCUGAAGAAGAAAGGGAAAAAAUUAUUCAAAAGGAACGAUUUUAUUUCGAUCGCUGUAGUGACUCUUCUGACUUGAAUUUUCAACACGCAAAGUACACUGAGGAAUAUCUAAACUUAGCAUUAGAAGGAUAUAAUACCGCCUUAUGUACCAUGGGCAUCGGGUUCUUAAAGCUGAAACCCAAUAGCAGUUAUGAUAGGACAUCCUUACUCACAGCUGUGUUCGAUAGAUUGGUUCAAAAAGUUCAAGAUUCGGUGAGACUUAUUAGUGAUAUGGUCAUUUCCUAUGCGUUUAUGGGCAUUACCGACAAUCAAUGUGUUAAUCUUUUGACAGAUUGGGAUGUUCCCGGCCAAAAAAUUAUAGAAAACGAUUUGAAUCAAAACACGAUCGGAAACCUUUGUGUUGUUGAUUUUGGUCUCCCUCAGUUCAUCCCGGAUCCUUACACAAAUCCUUUGCCAGUUCAACUACCAAACUCAACGCAAGUUCUUCGGAAGUGCAUAAGUAUGCUUGCGACCGCAACCCUCGGGGUCAUUCCGUGUCGAAAUUCUGUCAUAACGGCGAUAAUUACUGAUUUCCUUAACGGCAAUGGAAUGCUGGUAUUCUUUAUGAAUUUUGAGGGAUGGAACGAUCCAAAGGAUUAUAGUCAUAGGACAAAUAACAUUGCAGCUGGACUCGAGUUUACGAGGACCAUAAGCCGAAUAAAGUGUCGAGUUAUGAAGAAUUACGUGGACUCACGCUUGGUUUCGUGUCGACUAGAAUUAUCUCGGAGAGAACACGAGUUAUCAACGUUAAAGGAUCAAUUAUACCAACUCCAACAGGAUCUUCUUAAAUUGCAGAGAGAUUUUGAUCACCUCUCUUCAAAGCAUAAUCUGUCUUGCGAUGAGGUCACGAGGACGAUGAUCGAAAGAUGUGAGGCAAGUUGUGAGGCGAUAAAGUUCAAGGAUGAUGCGCAAUUGCUAAAUGAACAAUACAAUCUGUCUAAAGAUGAACGAGAAGUUCUCAUUAUGGAAAAUAAAGUUUUGUCAUUUAACUUGGAGGUGGCGAAAUAUGAAUUACGAGAGUCAAAAGAAGAAAACUCCGAGUCAUCGGAACGCAUCAAAGAAAUUGAAGAGGCCUACAAAACUGCCGAGGAGAAAUUUUGCCUGCUGAAACAACAGAAAGAACAUCUCCUUAAGAGGCACGCUCAAA